Molecule: messenger RNA, 4327 nt
Organism: Solenopsis invicta (red fire ant)
Lineage: Eukaryota; Metazoa; Arthropoda; Insecta; Hymenoptera; Formicidae
Gene: GAA1
Product: glycosylphosphatidylinositol anchor attachment 1 protein
Exons: 10
Coding region: 1-1905 (634 amino acids)
Biological process (GO): attachment of GPI anchor to protein
Cellular component (GO): GPI-anchor transamidase complex; membrane
Source: RefSeq, a predicted model, not a curated record
AUGGGUUUACUUACGGAUCCUCGAGCCGGAACCGGCAAAAUAAUCAAAUUAUUAUUAAAAUGGGAGAAAUUUCUGUGCUUUGUAUUGUACGUAGGAGGAGUCGUAUGGUUAAUGUUGUUGGCAUUACCGGCGUUCAAUGACAAUACCUAUUUUUCCGAGAAUGCUCUGCUACCUGGGCUGGUUACAAAAGAGAGCAACCUGGAACAAACGUCAAAACAGUACUACCACGAACUAAUUCACGAAAUGAAAAGAUAUCCGGAUAGCACGCCUUACGCUUGGCUCUCGGCGAAAUUCAGUCAGCUUCACUUGGACGUAUUCGUUCACAAUUUUUCUCUGAUCUAUCCAUUUCAGAAACAGAAGUUUGCAGGGCAAAAUAUUUACGGCAUUGUUAGAGCUCCACGAGCAUCCAGUACCGAAGCAAUUGUAGUCAGCGUACCAUAUAGACCCAUCAAUAGCAUUUAUUUAGAUACCGCACCUUCCAUAGCUCUGUUACUUGCCUUUGCAAAGUUUUGCAGAAAGCAAAAAUAUUGGGCAAAGGAUAUAAUAUUCCUUGUAACGGAGCAUGAGCAGUUGGGCAUGCAAGCAUGGCUAGAUGCGUAUCAUGGUGUUACUAGUGGUCAGGAUGGAAUUUUGAUACCAGGAGACUUAUCGGGAAGGGCUGGCUCUAUUCAAGCUGCUAUCAAUCUCGAGUUUCAUGCAAUGAAGAUUACAUCGAUCGACGUCAAAAUAGAAGGACUAAAUGGGCAGCUACCUAAUCUAGAUCUCUUUAACUUGGCACAAAAUAUGAUAGCUAAAGAAGGAAUCCGACAGUCCUUUCAACGUCGAUUCGAUGUCAACUACAGGGAUAAAUUUAAGAGUUGGUGGUAUCAUUUUAACACGUUGAUGAGUAUGGUAGCGACACAGGCCACUGGGGUGCCAACUGGCAAUCAUGGACUCUUUCAUAGGUUUGGUAUUGAGGCCAUUACGUUGGAAGGUUUCAAAAAGUCUGGAAAAGAGACAGAGGCAAAUUUUUAUCAAGUGGGACGCAUAGUGGAGAGUAUAGUGAGAUCACUUAAUAAUUUAUUAGAGCGUUUUCAUCAGUCGUAUUUUUUCUAUUUAUUACCUUCCACCGAUCGAUAUAUUUCUAUUGGUUUAUACAUGCGGCCUUUGGUACUAAUAAUCGCUAGUGUAUUCAUAAAGGCAUUUUCCAUUUGGCAAAGAUUACAAACACCAAAUAGUUCCAAUGAAACGACGAAGAAUAAACAAGAUUCAUCAAAUAAGAUUGAAGAGUUUGACAUCGGAAGUAUCGCUUCCGAAGUGCUGUGGGCUCACAUAUUUGGAGUAUUAAUAAUGGCCUGUCCUCGAUCUUUUACCUCAAUUGGAUCACACAUGUUCAAUCUACGUACAGAAGAUUCACUAUAUAUCAGUUUCAUUCUAAUCACGAUUCUGACGUUGUUAUGGCGCUUUAAUUUAAGAAGGUCGAUUAAAUACGAAAAUAUAUCACUCGUCUGUGUCAUUGCACUGAUCGAGCUAGCUACCGCGUUAAUGUGCAUAGCCAUGCAUAAUUUUUCAUUGGCUUUAGUAACAGCCGUUGUGUAUGUGCCCAUUAUAUUGUUGAUAACGCCGCAUCACGAGUCUGCAUCUAGAUUUCGCUAUAGUCAGUAUAUCGCGUGGAUUAUGCUGCAUCCGUUUAUCUCGUCGGCGAUCGUUGUGAUGGGCUAUACAUAUCUUAAUUUCCCCGCCGACCCCGUGCCAUCUUUGCUACUCAGAGGCUACCGCGCCAAUAAGCAGGCGCUCGUAUUCAGUAUUGUAGAUUCCAUGAUAUAUGGCAAUUGGUUUUACAACGUCGCCAGUGCCAUUAUGCUACCGAUAUGGCUAUUGUUUUGGAACGUUAUGCGCUCUAGCACUGCAGUACCCUCGCGAUAAAACAAUUGUGUAACUCACGCUCAAACGGCUCGAUUUUUUCUCACGAGGAACUGACCGUAACAGUCUGGAACCGAUUCUCUUUAAUUUAUGAAAAAGCAUUGUUAAACACAAGAAUUUAAGACGCGUAUUUUUUUUUAUCGGCCCAAUUUGAGAUUCGAGGAGUGAAACAAUCGAUGGUAUCGCUUAUAUUUGAUUCGAUCGAGCAGUUAUCAACUAAACGAUAAGAUAUGUAAAAUAUUUUUGACAAAACUUUAUGAUUUAUUUUAUGUACUUUACAACUAAUGUAGAUUUUUUCAAAAUUCAAUAUUUUUUAAAAACAUAUUUUCUUUCUUCUACAGUUUUAAGGAGUCAUGUCUCUCAUUAAAUCUUAACUUUUCUGCAAUAUUGCUGAAACGUUAACAUUAUAUUCGGUAUUGUAUGGAAUCGAAUUUGUUUCGGACAGUUGUGGCUGUUUCCUUGUCAAAUGAUAUUUGCAACGUAAAUUCUUCCCAUAGCCAUCGAUUUAACUCGUUGAUAAGUAUCUGAGAAAAGUUGUUUGUUCUCUCUCGGCAGGCAAAGUGGGAGAAGCGCAUUUCGAAAGGAGUCCUCGACUUAUUUUCUCAUGAGGUUACAUCUUUGUCAAUAAUACGUCAUUCGGUAGAUAUAGUAUAUCUUCCGAUGAUAACCCUCGCGAUAUUCUUCCUGAGGAUCCGUUUGAUUAGUCUAGCGCGUGCGACGAGCGUGGUAACAUUGGACGAGUGCGUGAGUUCGUUCUAGAGUUCAAGUAUCUAUGCGUUAAAAGGCAGAAUAUAACGGUAUGUACACAUUUUUUUCUACAAGCAUCAAUACGCCGGCAUACAUCGACGACACGCUACGUAUCGUUCAAUUGUGAAUGAUCUUGACGGAACAUUGGGUACACAGUUAAAAAAUUUGUGUUAGAUUUAAUACAUUUUUUUAUAUUAUAUUUCAAACGCUCCACUCAAAUUGUUCUAUUGAUUUAAAUUUAACGCAGGAAUAUGUUGGUAAGCAACACGUAUUAUGUAAAAAAGUAACAUUUUGAUAUAAUUUAGAAAUAAAUUGUGAAAACAUUUCUUUAGUAAAAUUAACAGUUAUGAUAUAUCGAUUCGUACAUUUUAUUUGUUUUUAUUUUAGAAUUUAGUUUUAAAUGAUACAUUUGAUUUAAUCGUAAAUUUUGUUAUUUUAAUAAGGAUCGGUUUUAACAUAAAUACAAAAUUUGUUCUAUCGUGUAUCGGUUACUAUCGAACGUCACACGUUACUUCAUCUAAUCGUUCCUGACGUUGUACAAAUGUCGCAAUAAGUACGAUCAGACGCAAUCGCGACCUCCUCGAGCUUCGCGUGUUUGUGUCCGUUCGAUGAAAGUCAUAUUUAAGCGGUUUUUUUAGCUCGGUUUUUUUUUUUUUGAACGGUUCUCGUUACACUUCGUAGAGAUACGCCGGAUACGCGUUUGUAUCGGUUAUUUUAUAACAUUGCGACACAUUUACAUAAACAUAUGUAAUUUAUUACGUGAGAAUUACAUAUUACAUUCUUAAUAUUUGUUUUAUAUGCGUAAUAUGCAUUUGAAAAACAUCCAAACGCCUAACGGUAGCAAUAUAUAAUACAUAAGUACUAUAUAUUUUUUAACAGUAUUAUAACCAAGUUUUCCUUUUCAUGCAAAUUUUAAAUAAAAUGUUUGUUUAUUGCACAUACAAAAUUUUUCUCAGAAAAAACUUUUACUUUAAAAAUUUUUCGAUAUUUAUGUAGUCCUACGUACGAUUUUAAGAGAAAAUUUUAAGAGACAAUUUUCCCCGUGUGUGCUCGUUUCUUAAAUUGCUAUCGAAUAUUCCAUCAGUCAUAUUACAAUUUAUAAAAGGCAUUUUUAAUAAUAAAAUUUAUUUGCAAUUAAUAGAAAAAUAAAAACAUUUAUGUAAUUUUUUUAUGCCUAAUUCAUUAAAAAUCUGUCUUUUGUGAACUCGAUGUAUCGCUUACAAUUUGUUUAGGAAAGUACGAUAUAAAGUACGAUAUAAUUGCUUAAAAUAACAUUCUUUCUCGCUAUUAUAUUUACAUUCUAUAAAUCGUACAACACGUAUCUCGAACGCAAACAAAUCGAACAUAAAUAAGUGCAAUGAGACGUACAUUUUAUCAUGAUUUUAGUGGUAGUUCAAAUGCAUCUUAAAUUUUGACUUUAUCGCGACACGCGUAUGUAUGAAUGAGAUAAAAAUAUAGGAAGUGCAAUGCACUGAAAAUUGAAAACAAUCUUUCGUGCUCGCCUCGCGAGCAACAUUUUAUACAUAUAUCUCUCAACAUUCCACGUGAAAUCAGAUAGUAAAUAUUACUCACUUUACACAUGAUUUAUGAUUCUUAUCCGAUCUGGAUGAAAUUCUAUUCGUAAUUUUAUAUGAUUUUGACAUACGCAUUUUAAUGAAAUACAUAUGUUUUUAAUGUU